Messenger RNA from Drosophila mauritiana, 1182 nucleotides. RefSeq names its product ornithine decarboxylase 2 (gene Odc2). NCBI's taxonomy places the organism in Eukaryota, Metazoa, Arthropoda, Insecta, Diptera, Drosophilidae. Gene Ontology annotation, cellular component: cytoplasm. The record is from RefSeq and is a predicted model, not a curated record. Bases 1 to 1182 code for a protein of 393 amino acids. Gene Ontology annotation, molecular function: ornithine decarboxylase activity. The transcript has 6 exons.
AUGGUGAACGGAGACCUGAGAAUACAAUACUACGAGGAAGAGCUCAACAUCCGCAAGGUUAUCGAGCAGGCAGACCUAGAAAAUCUGGACCAGGCCCUCAACAUCUGCGACUUGUCCAGCCUGGAGCGGAAACUCCGUCUCUGGCACAAGCUUAUGCCCAGGAUUGAGCCCCACUACGCCGUCAAGUGCAACGACGAUCCGGUGGUGGUCAAGUUUCUGGCGGAUCUCGGAACUGGAUUCGACUGCGCUUCCAAAAACGAACUUAAACUGGUCCUGGGAUUUGGCGUUUCGCCUGAGCGCAUUAUCUUCGCACAUCCCUGUCGUCCUGCUAGCCACUUGAGGUACGCCAAGGAGCAGCAGGUGGUCAACGGUACUGUGGAUAACGAGUACGAAAUUUACAAGCUGAGGAAACACUAUCCAGACUCCAACCUCAUCGUCAGGUUCAAAAGUGAGGCUAAGAAGGCGCUGUGCCCCUUGGGCGACAAAUACGGAUGCGAUGCGGAGGCGGACGCCGCAGCCCUAAUGCUGCUGGCCAAGGCCUUGGAUCUGAAGGUUACUGGUACCAGUUUCCAUGUGGGUUCCGGAUGCAGCGAGGUGGAGGCCUACGAUCGGGCCAUCGAGAAGGCGGAAAACAUCUUUAAGGUCGGCGAGCUGAUAGGUCACAAGAUGGAGCUUUUGGAUGUUGGCGGUGGCUUUCCUGGCAUUGAUGAUGAGAUGUUCGAGGAAAUAGCACAGGCGGUAAACACAUCGGUGGAGCUGCGUUUUCCCGAUGAGCGUGUCCGCAUAAUUUCCGAGCCAGGACGUUUCUUUGUGGAGGCCGCCUACACAUUGAUCUGCAAGGUGCAUGCCAAGCGGGAAGUGCGCAGCAAGGAUGGCAAGCUGGACACGAUGAUGUACUACCUGAAUGAUGGAAUCUUCGGAGCGUUCGCAGGAAUGUUUUACUACCCUGAGGAGGUGUCGCCCGAGCUUUACUUGGACGAAGCUGAGAACUUGCCAAAACUCAAGUCUGUGAUUUGGGGACCCAGCUGCGAUGCUUUGGAUAAGAUAUCGGACUUGCUAUUGCCCAACUUGAAUCCGGGCGAUCUUUUGGGCUUUCGCAAUAUGGGAGCCUACACCAUGCCCAUUGCCAGUCCCUUCAAUGGAUUCGAUGUGCCGGAGACCAGGUUCUUCAAGGCAAAGUAA